CAAAAAUGAAGAGAAAAGGAGAAACACGUUUGGGAUAACCUUGGCAGGAAACUGCGUGCAGUCGCCAAGGGGUCAAUCAUCAUCAUUUAUUAUUCUUCUUCCCUCAUACAUAUACACAGAUCAAAUCAAACAAUCCCCAAAUCUUUUCAUAAAUAAGGCUUAAUCUUUGUUUGGCCUGAAUUUCCUGCAAUUUCAUCAGCUAAUUUUUCUUCACAUUUAAUUCAGAUUUUGGAUUGAUAUCAACUUCAGGUUACUGGUGCUUAGAUUGCAAGUUGUAUUUGGCGUCCAUUUAAAAUGGGGAUCUCUGAUACGGUACGUGGCCUUUUCUCCUGUAUCAAGUCGCGCUCCGCAAGUGAUGGUGAUGAUUCUGCCCAUAACGUCGAGUUUGCUGGUGGAAACGUGUGCCUUAUAACUACAAAAGAAAGCUGGGAUCAGAAGUUGGCAGAAGCAAAUAAAGAGGGGAAAGUUGUUAUUGCGAAUUUCAGUGCUUCGUGGUGUGGUCCAUGUAGAAUGAUUGCUCCAUACUACUGUGAGCUGUCUGAGAAAUAUCUUUCUCUGAUGUUUCUAACAGUCGAUGUUGAUGAGCUUACGGAGUUUAGUUCAUCCUGGGAUAUCAAAGCAACUCCAACCUUCUUUUUCCUCAAGGAAGGCGAACAGAUUGACAAACUCGUAGGGGCCAAUAAACCAGAGCUGCAAAAGAAGAUAACCGCAAUUGCAGACGCACAGGGAACAUGCGAGACACAGCCGCAGUAAUUGCAGUUGGAGGUGGGAUUUGUCCUAAAAAUCCCUGCUUUCCAGCCUUGUUGUCAAGAAUUCAAGACUCCAAUAGGACUCCUUUGUUACUUUGAGUUGCUGGCAAUAUGUUGUACAGUUGUACAUUGAGCCACUACUAAUUUGGGGACAUCUCGUGUGUAUGUAAAAGAAGAAUUGGAAGCAGUCCAUAUUCAACCCCUCCUCCACCCCCACCCCCAACCAUAAGCAUAAAAAAAUUGAAGGGCAAGUUGCAUAUUUGGCCGGUCAGCCGAGAAUAAUUGCCUUCUCUAGCCAAAUAUACAACAAUUAUACACGAUUAUGAUAAAAAGUGUAUACUUUAUGUAUACUAUACAUUGGUAUACCAAAAUACACACAUGGUUGAUUA
Molecule: messenger RNA, 1138 nt
Organism: Lycium ferocissimum
Lineage: Eukaryota; Viridiplantae; Streptophyta; Magnoliopsida; Solanales; Solanaceae
Product: thioredoxin H9-like
Exons: 5
Coding region: 295-753 (152 amino acids)
Source: RefSeq, a predicted model, not a curated record